AUGCUUAGUAGACGUAUAAUAAAUUCGUUGUGUAAGAGCAUGUCAACAAAAGCCAAGGACAAAAAUAAUAUUUUAGUAGAAAAAAUGGGCUUGAUCACCACAAUAGGUAUAAACAGGCCUGACAAACGGAACUGUAUAGAUAAAUCAACAAGCGAAAUGUUAGAAGCAGCUAUUUCAAGUUUCGAGCGAGACCCUAGUGCCUCUGUGGCAGUUUUAUAUGGAACAGGGGGCAACUUUUGUUCUGGAUUUGAUUUAGCAGAAAUAGCUGAGAAUGAAAAAUUGAAUUGCUCACUAUUACCCUCUAAAAAAACUGUUAACAAACCUAUGAUAGCUGCACUUUCAGGCUAUACAGUCGCUGGUGGCUUAGAACUAGCACUUUUAUGUGAUUUAAGGGUCAUGGAAGAAACUGCUAUUGUUGGAUUAUAUGGACGAAGAUUUGGUGUUCCUUUAGUUGAUGGCGCAACAGUUAGAUUACCAGCAGUCAUAGGUUUAUCUAGAGCUUUAGAUUUAAUUUUGACUGGUAGAACUUUGACUGCAAAAGAGGCCUUCGAAUGGGGUUUAGCUAACAGGAUAGUUGCUUGUGGAACAGGUUUUGGUCAAGCCUUGCAAUUAGCAACUUGCCUAACAAAAUUUCCUCAAGACUGUCUCAAUUCUGAUAGAAAUUCAACCUACAAUGCUGCUUUCAACCAAGUCUAUGAUGAACUGUUGAAAUAUGAAAAAGAAAAAGCUAAAAGUUUGAAAGUAAAAGACAUAAUAGAGGGUGCAAAAAAAUUUUUGAGUGGCAUUGGAAAACACGGAAAAUCUUACAAUUUGAAGGAAAAGGAAUCUUUCGAGUGGGAGAAAGAAUAUGAUAAGGCUGUGAAAAGUAAAUUGUGA
This is a messenger RNA of Ceutorhynchus assimilis (cabbage seed weevil), 876 nucleotides long. Lineage: Eukaryota; Metazoa; Arthropoda; Insecta; Coleoptera; Curculionidae. The record is from the annotation of a GenBank genome assembly.